CCCAACAGCCAUAAAGACACAGACUUACAGCAACAACAUAUAUGGCUCCAAAAGGAGACAAUGUUGUGGUUUCUAACAUGAAGCUUGAGAGGAUGCUUAGCAUGAAAGGAGGCAAAGGAGAAGCUAGUUAUGCCAACAAUUCCCAAGCCCAGGCUCUACAUGCUCGAUCCAUGCUUCAUCUUCUUGAAGAAACCCUAGAUGGGGUCCAGCUAAACUCCCCGGAGGUCCCGUUCGUGGUGGUGGACCUCGGAUGCUCGUGUGGCAGUAACACCAUCUACAUCGUUGACGUGAUGAUCAAGCACAUGAUCAAGCGCUACGAGGCCUUGGGUUACGAGCCGCCGGAGUUCUCUGCUUUCUUCUCCGACCUCCCUAGUAAUGACUUCAACACCCUCUUCCAGCUCCUCCCUCCCCUAGCCAUUCACGGCAGUAGCAUGGAGGAGUGCCUGGCAGCCAACAAUCACAGACCUUACUUUGCCGCUGGGGUUCCCGGAUCCUUCUACCGGAGACUUUUUCCGGCUAGGUCUAUUGAUGUCUUCCACUCCGCAUUUUCCCUCCAUUGGCUAUCUCAGGUGCCAGAGAGCGUGCUAGACAAGAGAUCAACGGCUUAUAACAAAGGGAGGGUGUUCAUCCACGGUGCAAGUGAGAGCACAGCAAACGCAUACAAAAAACGGUUCCAAGCUGAUUUGGCAGGAUUCUUGAGAUCAAGAUCACAGGAGAUGAAGAGAGGUGGGUCGAUGUUUCUUGUUUGCUUAGGGAGGACCUCGGUGGACCCCGCAGACCAAGGUGGGGCCGGGCUCCUCUUUGGGACCCACUUUCAGGAUGCUUGGGAUGAUCUUGUCCAAGAGGGCCUCAUCAACAGCGAGAAACGUGACAACUUCAACAUUCCGGUGUAUGCACCAAGCCUACAAGACUUCAAAGAGGUGGUAGAGGCCGAUGGCUCCUUCGCCAUUAACAAGCUAGAGGUCUUCAAAGGAGGUAGCCCUCUUGUGGUUAACCAGCCGGACGAUGAAGCCGAGGUUGGUCGAGCUCUAGCCAACAGCUGCCGGAGUGUCUCCGGCGUCCUAGUCGAUGCACACAUCGGCGACCGGCUUAGCGAGGAGCUAUUUUUGAGAGUGGAGCGCCGAGCCACUAGCCAUGCUAAAGAGAUGCUAGAGCAGCUACAAUUCUUUCACAUAGUGGCAUCCCUUUCUUUUGGGUAGAGCAAAUCAGAAAAAGAGAGGGGAAAAGACUUUUCUUUCUCCCUUUGGGGGUGUGCCAUUCUAUUGCGUAGACUAUAGAGUUCACACACACAAAAGUGAGAGUAGGAGAAGGCUUUUUGAUCAUCACUUUCUUUUUUUCCUUUUCUUUUUUUCUUUUUUCUCUUUCUCUCUUUUGUGUGUUUCUGUGGUGUUACUGUAGUGACCUCUAUACUUGAUGGCUUAUGUGACUUUGUGUUCCCUUGAAUCCAAACGAAGUAAAUGAAGCUAGUAAACCUAUUUCAACUCCU
Molecule: messenger RNA, 1486 nt
Organism: Alnus glutinosa
Lineage: Eukaryota; Viridiplantae; Streptophyta; Magnoliopsida; Fagales; Betulaceae
Product: indole-3-acetate O-methyltransferase 1
Exons: 4
Coding region: 42-1199 (385 amino acids)
Biological process (GO): methylation
Molecular function (GO): S-adenosylmethionine-dependent methyltransferase activity
Source: RefSeq, a predicted model, not a curated record